ACACUUGGAAACAUCUCAACGGUGACUUCCUCAACGGGUGAAACAUUACCGUCUCCUACAACGUCUUCACCGUCACAAAGUUCCGAAUCAUCAUUUUUAGAUUCCAUUGUUUCAUCGAACGUUUUGCGACCUUUUCAAAAGGCUGACUGCAAGCCGGUGCAGAGCGCGUUUAGUGCUCGAGCUGGCCUCAGUCAGAUUCCACCUGCAGUGGCACCGUCGUUCGGCACUCUGUUGAAUCCGGCAGUGAUGGCGGCACAGAUCGGUCUUCUCAGCUCUCCGAACACUCUGCUUUCCAUGAUGCAGGUAUAA
Messenger RNA from Enterobius vermicularis (human pinworm), 309 nucleotides. NCBI's taxonomy places the organism in Eukaryota, Metazoa, Nematoda, Chromadorea, Rhabditida, Oxyuridae. The record is from the annotation of a GenBank genome assembly.